AUGGGAAUCUACGCCGCCGUGCUCAGGACGAAGCAGCGGCUGCGGGAACUCUUCUGUGCAAAUAGUCAAUCAGGGUCUUCCGAAGAUGCGUUUGAGAAACUCCCCGUGGACGUCAUGCACCAUAUAUAUUCUCUCCUGCCACUGCGAGAUGCUGCUCGUGCCGCCUGCGUCUCCCAUGGAUUUCUGCUUUUCUGGAGAUGCUAUUCCAACCUUACAUUCAACGUGUCAACACUUGGGUUGGCUCGCAAGAAAUCCGAGGAUUGGGGAAUCUUUCUCAUCGAUAUAGUUGACUGCAUUCUUAGGAACCAUUCUGGGAAUGGGGUGGAGACACUCGAUCUGUGCCUCCUAUCUUGCGAAAAUAUUGACCCUUCCUACCUGGACAGAUGGCUGCAGAUUGCUGUUCGUUUGGGGAUCAAAGAACUUAAGUUGGAGAUGACUAACUUCAUGAAGAAAAAGUACAGCUUCCCAUGUUCGGUUCUGUCUGAUGAUGCAGCUGCAAGUUCGAUUCGGUCUCUUUGCCUCAGCGCUUGCGUCUUUCGUCCCACAACAACACUUGGCUGCUUGAGAAGACUGAACGCAUUAUCCCUGUUUUCUGUCCAGAUUACUGAUGAGGGAUUAGGGCACUUGCUCUCGAAAUCUUUCGCCUUGCAGCAGUUAUUUAUCUUCGGAUGCAAUGCGAUAACAUGCGUGAAGAUACCUUCCAUGCUGCAGCAACUCAAGCUCCUCACUAUUAAAUUGUGUGAGAAGCUGCAGGUGGUAGAGAUCAAUGCUCCAAGGCUCUCCUCUUUUCACUUUGAUGGAGCGCUAGUAAAAAUCUCGGUUGUGGAUCCUUCACCGCUUAGGGAUGUCUAUUUUUCAUCUCCCCGUCAGUCCCGCAUGCUGUCUUAUGCUCGUACGAGGCUUCCAUCCAUCACACGAAAUGUUAGGUGCCUGACCCUGGUGUCUUCUGAUGAGGAUGUCAACAUCCCAAUGCUGCACUCCAAGUUUCCCCGUCUCAAGAAGUUGGAAAUUUACAUCAAAAGACCACAAGCUGUUCUGUCUUUGAUUUCCUUUCUUGAUGCUUCUCCGGCCUUGGAUUCAUUCAUCCUGCGCGUAGAUGCGAAUGUCUUGAGGCCUGAUUCUGUUGUUGGAGGCGAGAAUGCCGCUGAUGAUCCAAGGUGGAAGCCAGAGUGCCGACAUGAUUGUCUCAGACAGGUGACCAUCAUAGGGUUUUGUUCGGAAAAAAAUCUGGUUCAGUUUGUGAUCUAUAUCGUUGAGAACACUCCUCGGCUUGAGUCCAUCACACUAGACACAACCUUGUGGUCUGGUAGGAGGUGUGAUAUUAAUGGCAAAUCAAGAAAGAUGAAAAGGAGUUGCGACAGGAUGACCGAGGGUUGUAUCGCCGAGGCUCACAGAGCUGUUAAGGUUGCCAACAGAUACAUUGCAGGGAGAGUUCCCUCGGGUGUUAGGUUCCAGGUCCUGGAGCCGUGUAGCCAGUGCCACGCGCGUACUCGCAGCGGGUGGUACUAG
Messenger RNA from Triticum turgidum subsp. durum (durum wheat), 1509 nucleotides. The record is from the annotation of a GenBank genome assembly. NCBI's taxonomy places the organism in Eukaryota, Viridiplantae, Streptophyta, Magnoliopsida, Poales, Poaceae.